Messenger RNA from Penicillium chermesinum, 1623 nucleotides. Its product is annotated as DHHC family palmitoyltransferase. The transcript is spliced from 2 exons. Gene Ontology annotation, molecular function: protein-cysteine S-palmitoyltransferase activity. Gene Ontology annotation, biological process: protein targeting to membrane; peptidyl-L-cysteine S-palmitoylation. Bases 1 to 1623 code for a protein of 540 amino acids. The record is from RefSeq and is a predicted model, not a curated record. Lineage: Eukaryota; Fungi; Ascomycota; Eurotiomycetes; Eurotiales; Aspergillaceae. Gene Ontology annotation, cellular component: Golgi apparatus; endoplasmic reticulum.
AUGGCCACCUUGGCCGCUUCUCCUCCAACCUCGCCGUCAUGGCCGAAGCGGAGCACCCGAGCUUGGGCGCUUCGCUGUGAGCGCUACUGCUGUGCAGCUGCGAGCUGUUUCCCGCUCUGUUUUGUCUACGGGAUCACGAGUUGGGCUGUUUAUGUUGAAGCGGGUAUUGGGUUUAGGGACACGAAGAGCUCUUGGCUUGGUCUUCCAAGCUCGCUUUUAGGUAUUUUUCUUUAUGCUGCUCUAAAUGCCUCGUACACUGCUGCCGUAUUCACGGACCCCGGCUCGCCGUUGACCACUCGCAGCGGGACUGAUCGCCACAACUAUAGCGCUCUUCCAGUGACCGAAGUUCCCGAGUUCACGUCUUAUACCGCGAGUUCAACGGGUGGCAAGCGCUAUUGUAAGAAAUGCCAGUGCCCGAAGCCUGACCGAGCGCAUCAUUGCUCUACCUGCAAGCGCUGUGUUCUUAAGAUGGAUCAUCAUUGCCCAUGGUUGGCGACUUGCGUCGGUCUAUACAACUACAAGGCAUUCUUACUAUUCCUGAUCUAUACGUCUUUGUUCUGCUGGGUGUGCUUCGCUGUGGCGCUGACUUGGACUUGGACCGAGGUAUUCAGCGACUCACGGUACAUGGACACAUACCUCCCAGUGAACGUAAUUUUACUGUGCAUCCUUGGCGGCAUCAUUGGCUUAGUGCUCACCGGAUUUACCGCGUGGCACAUCAGCCUCGCUGUCCGUGGAACAACGACUAUCGAAUCACUCGAGAAAACCCGCUACGUCUCUCCGCUGCGCAAAGCCUUCGAGCGCCAACGAUUCGAGCCAUACCCCCUCGCGAAUGGCGAUCACCAUGACUCCUUCCAAGAAAGCCUCACCCACCGCCUCCAAGACUACGGCAACCAAAUCCUCGAUGCACACGCCAACGCCAUCCCCGGUGUAACCCGGCCCGAAGAGGGCGAAGAGCGCCUGUCACCAGCUCCCUACCCACCAGGUCACGGCCCCAAUUUUGCCGCACCACCCCAGAACAACCUCUCCCCAGCUCAGCAAGCCCUGACCCGCACCUACGCCGACAUGGAACGCCAACGUGAACACGACCGAUACCAAGAAUAUCUGAACGACGAAGACAGCAACAAGAUGCCCAACGCCUUUGACCACGGCUGGCGCCGCAACCUAGCACACCUCUUCGGCGACAAGCCUCUCCUCUGGCCAAUCCCUGUCAUGACAACGACAGGCGACGGCUGGCGCUGGGAACCAAGCGCCCGCUUCCUCGAGGCUCGCGAGCACCUCCGCCAGCGCCGCGAACAGGACGCCUAUGCCGAGCAGCAGUACCGCCGGGAUCUAUACCAGCGGAAUAUGGAUAACAGCCGCACUUGGCUCGGCCCACAUGCGAAUGGGGCUACCCCAUUGCAGAAUAGCACGUCACCAGUACAGCACUGGAUCCCCAAUCGGCGACAGGACCCUGAGCGUCCACUGACGAGUGUCUCGAUGCAGACUCUUGCGCCGGCGUCGCCGAGGCCCAGGCCUGGGGAUAGCGAUUUUGAGGAUGAUAAUGAUAAUACCGCAUUGUUGGAGCCUGGGCAGACAGGUAGUUCGGGGCGAAGGGAGACUGAUGAGUGGCGAGACUGGGAUUGA